AUGACAACUGGAUCCAGGACAAGUGACUUUAAGUUUGUCUCGUCCUACAAUGACAACACGCUGCCUGCAGAGCAGACGCUGAGGAAAAGCCCCACUGACUUUUCUGACGUCUUUGGGGACUCUGACCACUCUCCUGAGUACAACGGAGAGAUCCGCACCAUGAGGAUGUUCAGCUACAGAGACCCCCGGCACCAGCAGCUGGUGGUGGUUGCCAAGGACAACGGGCAGCCCUCGCUGUCGGCCACAGUGACCAUCAAACUGUCCACGGUGGAGACGGCGGUGAAGGCCUACUCUGACAUGACCGAGGUGCCUCUGGAGUACGACAUCUUCUCUGACCUGAACCUGUAUCUGGUCAUUGGAAACAGCGUGCUCAGUGAGAGGAACUCCACCAUCGCAGACUCCACUCUGGUGUCCACGAUGCCUACUGGUACAGCAUUGUUACUGGCAGAGACCAGGAAAGGGAAGCUGGUGGUGAGACAACCUAUGCCCAAAGGCUCCAGUUACAUAGUUGUCCAGUAUCCCACGGGGCUCAGGAAGAACGGGAACUUGUACGCACUCAAGACCUUUGACUAUGAGAUAGAGAAGGAGUUUCUGUUCCACAUCGAGGCCAGAGACUCAGGCUCUCCUCCUCUGAGCAGUAACGUGACCGUACACAUCAUUGUUGUGGACCAAAACGACAACGCUCCGGUCAUCGUGUCCCCGUGGCGUGCACACGGCUCUGUGGUGGAGGAGAAGAUCCCCAGGUCCACUGAUAAAGGCUCGCUGGUGGCCAAAGUCAUAGCUCUGGACACUGACUCUGUGCACAACUCUCGCAUCACCUACCAGUUUCUACAGGUGACUGACGCCACGUUGUUCAGUCUGGACCAGUACAACGGAGAGAUCCGCACCAUGAGGAUGUUCAGCUACAGAGACCCCCGGCACCAGCAGCUGGUGGUGGUUGCCAAGGACAACGGGCAGCCCUCGCUGUCGGCCACAGUGACCAUCAAACUGUCCACGGUGGAGACGGCGGUGAAGGCCUACUCUGACAUGACCGAGGUGCCUCUGGAGUACGACAUCUUCUCUGACCUGAACCUGUAUCUGGUCAUUGGUCUGGGCUCGGUCUCCUUCCUCCUGCUCAUCACCAUACUGGUCACCAUCGUGCUCAAGUGUCAGAAACCCAAGUCCAGCAAAGCUCCUCCUCCCAGCAGGAACAGCGUGCUCAGUGAGAGGAACUCCACCAUCGCAGACUCCACUCUGGUGUCCAACGAUGCCUACUGGUACAGCAUGUUCCUGGCAGAGACCAGGAAAGGGAAGCUGGUGGUGAGACAACCUAUGCCCAAAGGCUCCAGAUACAUAGUGUCCAGUAUCCCACGGGGCUCAGGAGUGAGCGACACCAGCGGCUCUGCUCCCUCCACACUGCAGUUUCUACAGGUGACUGACGCCACGCUGUUCAGUCUGGACCAGUACAACGGAGAGAUCCGCACCAUGAGGAUGUUCAGCUACAGAGACCCCCGGCACCAGCAGCUGGUGGUGGUCGCCAAGGACAACGGGCAGCCCUCGCUGUCGGCCACAGUGACCAUCAAACUGUCCACGGUGGAGACGGCGGUGAAGGCCUACUCUGACAUGACCGAGGUGCCUCUGGAGUACGACAUCUUCUCUGACCUGAACCUGUAUCUGGUCAUUGGUCUGGGCUCGGUCUCCUUCCUCCUGCUCAUCACCAUACUGGUCACCAUCGUGCUCAAGUGUCAGAAACCCAAGUCCAGCAAAGCUCCUCCUCCCAGCAGGAACAGCGUGCUCAGUGAGAGGAACUCCACCAUCGCAGACUCCACUCUGGUGUCCAACGAUGCCUACUGGUACAGCAUGUUCCUGGCAGAGACCAGGAAAGGGAAGCUGGUGGUGAGACAGCCUAUGCCCAAAGGCUCCAGAUACAUAGUGUCCAGUAUCCCACGGGGCUCAGGAGUGAGCGACACCAGCGGCUCUGCUCCCUCCACACUGCAGUAUCUAGUCUACUUCAUCCUGGAGAAGGAGGUGGCCAACACCUCCAUGUCCAUGCUGUUCUCCAUCAACCCAGAGAACGGGAACUUGUACGCUCUCAAGACCUAUGACUAUGAGAUAGAGAAGGAGUUUCUGUUCCACAUCGAGGCCAGAGACUCAGGCUCUCCUCCUCUGAGCAGUAACGUGACCGUACACAUCAUUGUUGUGGACCAAAACGACAACGCUCCGGUCAUCGUGUCCCCGUGGCGUGCACACGGCUCCGUGGUGGAGGAGAAGAUCCCCAGGUCCACUGAUAAAGGCUCGCUGGUGGCCAAAGUCAUAGCUCUGGACACUGACUCUGUGCACAACUCUCGCAUCACCUACCAGUUUCUACAGGUGACUGACGCCACGUUGUUCAGUCUGGACCAGUACAACGGAGAGAUCCGCACCAUGAGGAUGUUCAGCUACAGAGACCCCCGGCACCAGCAGCUGGUGGUGGUCGCCAAGGACAACGGGCAGCCCUCGCUGUCGGCCACAGUGACCAUCAAACUGUCCACAGUGGAGACGGCGGUGAAGGCCUACUCUGACAUGACCGAGGUGCCUCUGGAGUACGACAUCUUCUCAGACCUGAACCUGUAUCUGGUCAUUGGUCUGGGCUCGGUCUCCUUCCUCCUGCUCAUCACCAUACUGGUCACCAUCGUGCUCAAGUGUCAGAAACCCAAGUCCAGCAAAGCUCCUCCUCCCAGCAGGAACAGCGUGCUCAGUGAGAGGAACUCCACCAUCGCAGACUCCACUCUGGUGUCCAACGAUGCCUACUGGUACAGCAUGUUCCUGGCAGAGACCAGGAAAGGGAAGCUGGUGGUGAGACAGCCUAUGCCCAAAGGCUCCAGAUACAUAGUGUCCAGUAUCCCACGGGGCUCAGGAGUGAGCGACACCAGCGGCUCUGCUCCCUCCACACUGCAGUAUCUAGUCUACUUCAUCCUGGAGAAGGAGGUGGCCAACACCUCCAUGUCCAUGCUGUUCUCCAUCAACCCAGAGAACGGGAACUUGUACGCACUCAAGACCUUUGACUAUGAGAUAGAGAAGGAGUUUCUGUUCCACAUCGAGGCCAGAGACUCAGGCUCUCCUCCUCUGAGCAGUAACGUGACCGUACACAUCAUUGUUGUGGACCAAAACGACAACGCUCCGGUCAUCGUGUCCCCGUGGCGUGCACACGGCUCUGUGGUGGAGGAGAAGAUCCCCAGGUCCACUGAUAAAGGCUCGCUGGUGGCCAAAGUCAUAGCUCUGGACACUGACUCUGUGCACAACUCUCGCAUCACCUACCAGUUUCUACAGGUGACUGACGCCACGCUGUUCAGUCUGGACCAGUACAACGGAGAGAUCCGCACCAUGAGGAUGUUCAGCUACAGAGACCCCCGGCACCAGCAGCUGGUGGUGGUCGCCAAGGACAACGGGCAGCCCUCACUGUCGGCCACAGUGACCAUCAAACUGUCCACGGUGGAGACAGUGGUGAAGGCCUACUCUGACAUGACCGAGGUGCCUCUGGAGUACGACAUCUUCUCAGACCUGAACCUGUAUCUGGUCAUUGGUCUGGGCUCGGUCUCCUUCCUCCUGCUCAUCACCAUACUGGUCACCAUCGUGCUCAAGUGUCAGAAACCCAAGUCCAGCAAAGCUCCUCCUCCCAGCAGGAACAGCGUGCUCAGUGAGAGGAACUCCACCAUCGCAGACUCCACUCUGGUGUCCAACGAUGCCUACUGGUACAGCAUGUUCCUGGCAGAGACCAGGAAAGGGAAGCUGGUGGUGAGACAGCCUAUGCCCAAAGGCUCCAGAUACAUAGUGUCCAGUAUCCCACGGGGCUCAGGAGUGAGCGACACCAGCGGCUCUGCUCCCUCCACACUGCAGUCCUUUUACACCAUACGUGUCCUGGAGAACAACGCACCAGGAGCUCUGCUCGGCUCACUCACAGCCUUUGACCCCGACCUCCAUGAGAACCAGUAUCUAGUCUACUUCAUCCUGGAGAAGGAGGUGGCCAACACCUCCAUGUCCAUGCUGUUCUCCAUCAACCCAGAGAACGGGAACUUGUACGCUCUCAAGACCUUUGACUAUGAGAUAGAGAAGGAGUUUCUGUUCCACAUCGAGGCCAGAGACUCAGGCUCUCCUCCUCUGAGCAGUAACGUGACCGUACACAUCAUUGUUGUGGACCAAAACGACAACGCUCCGGUCAUCGUGUCCCCGUGGCGUGCACACGGCUCCGUGGUGGAGGAGAAGAUCCCCAGGUCCACUGAUAAAGGCUCGCUGGUGGCCAAAGUCAUAGCUCUGGACACUGACUCUGUGCACAACUCUCGCAUCACCUACCAGUUUCUACAGGUGACUGACGCCACGCUGUUCAGUCUGGACCAGUACAACGGAGAGAUCCGCACCAUGAGGAUGUUCAGCUACAGAGACCCCCGGCACCAGCAGCUGGUGGUGGUCGCCAAGGACAACGGGCAGCCCUCGCUGUCGGCCACAGUGACCAUCAAACUGUCCACGGUGGAGACGGCGGUGAAGGCCUACUCUGACAUGACCGAGGUGCCUCUGGAGUACGACAUCUUCUCAGACCUGAACCUGUAUCUGGUCAUUGGUCUGGGCUCGGUCUCCUUCCUCCUGCUCAUCACCAUACUGGUCACCAUCGUGCUCAAGUGUCAGAAACCCAAGUCCAGCAAAGCUCCUCCUCCCAGCAGGAACAGCGUGCUCAGUGAGAGGAACUCCACCAUCGCAGACUCCACUCUGGUGUCCAACGAUGCCUACUGGUACAGCAUGUUCCUGGCAGAGACCAGGAAAGGGAAGCUGGUGUAUCCCACGGGGCUCAGGAGUGAGCGACACCAGCGGCUCUGCUCCCUCCACACUGCAGUAUCCAAAGUGAGGGAGACCGAGACGGCACCUGGAGGGCUCCAUCGGCAGCACCAGCAGUGCCAAAUGAAGGCCAACCUCCUCCUGAUUCAUGGAAGCCUCUAUUAA
This is a messenger RNA of Knipowitschia caucasica, 4950 nucleotides long. Lineage: Eukaryota; Metazoa; Chordata; Actinopteri; Gobiiformes; Gobiidae. The record is from the annotation of a GenBank genome assembly.